AUGGGUAUUCUCAAACUGAUUUUGGUCCCCGUUGCAGUCGGGGUGUUCAUCGCUACAGUAUGGAAUUUGAUCCCUGAAAAAGAGGUCACUUUAGAAGAAAACAACUUUUAUGGUAGCGGCAAAGUGAGACCAGACAACACUGAAAUCAAGCCAUUUAAAGUGUCUGUAGAUGAAAAAGUUAUUGACGACCUAAAACAUCGUCUCCAAAACUCCCGCAUCUCUCACAGCGUUCUCGAAGACUCGGAUGAUUUCUAUUAUGGAUUCAACUCUAAGCAGCUUCUGAAACUCCGUGACUACUGGCUCAAUAAGUACGACUGGAGAAAACAAGAAGCGAUUCUCAAUCAAUUUCCACAAUUCACCACUGAAAUCGAAGGACUACAAGUCCAUUUCCUUCGGGUUCAACCACCAAAGACCUAUAAGAUUGUCAAACCGAUUCUCGUUGCUCACGGAUGGCCUGGAAACGUUUUCGAAUUCUACAAGUUCAUUCCACUUCUCACAGAUCCAAAGAAGCACGGAAUCAACUCUGAUUUCGCUUUUGAAGUCAUUGCACCUUCGAUUCCAGGAUACGGAUGGUCAGAGCAACCGAAGAAAACUGGAUUCUCGCAGUUGGCAUGUGCACGUGUCUUCCGUAAAUUGAUGCUUCGUCUUGGAUACAGCAAGUUCUAUCUGCAAGGAGGAGACUGGGGGGCUAUUAUUACUUCUCUCCUGACGAAGGUUUAUCCAGAUAAUGUCAUCGCUCUCCACAUGAACAUGAUUCCAGCAAUGCCAGGAGCCUCUUUCAUGGGAACUUUCUACGACUUUCUUGGUUGGCUUGUUCCAUCGACACUCUCUUCGAAAGAACUCCAGAAGAAUCACAAUCCAUUUGCAAAGUUCGGAAAUUUGAUUGUUGAAACUGGAUACAUGCAUAUUCAAGCUACCAAGCCAGAUACUGCUGGAACGUCUCUGAACGACUCUCCAAUCGGUCUUGCUGCAUACAUCAUUGAGAAAUUCUCCACGUGGACAAAUCUUGAAUAUCGUGCUCUUCCAGAUGGAGGACUCAACAAGAAGUUCACAAACGAUGAGUUGCUGACAAUUGUGAUGAUCUACUGGACGAAUGGAAACAUUGUCUCUUGCAAAGAUUCUACAGAGAAUUCUUCCUCGAUAGACGAUGUGAAGCACUUGCUAAGUAAAAGAUACGUCGCAGUUCCAACCGCACAUGCCAGCGGACUCAAUGAGCUCUAUGAUCGUUGUCCAAUCGAAGUUUCUCGAUACUUGUACAACAUCACUCACUACACUGAAAUCGAUAUGGGGCACUUUGCCGCCUUCGAAGCUCCAAAACCACUUGCUACUUCCGUUUUUAAAUUUGUUAAAGAUCUUGAAUAG
Caenorhabditis briggsae is the source of this 1362-nucleotide messenger RNA. Gene Ontology annotation, biological process: epoxide metabolic process. The transcript has 7 exons. Gene Ontology annotation, molecular function: epoxide hydrolase activity. The record is from RefSeq and is a predicted model, not a curated record. Bases 1 to 1362 code for a protein of 453 amino acids. Lineage: Eukaryota; Metazoa; Nematoda; Chromadorea; Rhabditida; Rhabditidae.